CUUUUUCUUCUUGUUAGCUGCCAAGUUAAUGUUCUAUGAAUUGUUUCAUAGAGUUACUUAGUGGAUAUCAUUUUUUACCUUAUAUUUUUAGACCGAAAAUAUAAAAUCCCUUACUUGAUUCCACAAUUGUUGGUUUCAACAAGUUCACUAGCAGUUCAAGAGCAAGUGAUGGCAGAAACUGGAGUUGAAUUACUCAGUUCAAUUGAUGAUCUACGUGGAGGAGUUCGAGUAGAUAUGAAAGAAGCUGUGGAUCCUAAUAUUUUUUCUACAUCGCUAAAGGCUUCAAUAUCACAUUGGAGGCAGCAGGGGAAGCAGGGUGUUUGGAUCAAAUUGCCUAUUGAGCUUUCUAGUCUAGUUGAUGCUGCAGUGAAGGAAGGAUUUAGGUACCACCAUGCGGAAUCUGAUUACUUAAUGCUAGUAUAUUGGAUUCCUGAUACUGUUGAAACUCUUCCUGUAAAUGCUUCACAUCGAGUGGGAAUUGGUGCUUUUGUCACAAACCAUAAGAGAGAGGUGCUUGUUGUUCAGGAAAGCAGGGGCAUGUUUAGAGGUUCAGGUGUGUGGAAGUUGCCUACAGGGGUUACUAAUGAAGGAGAGGAUAUAUGUGAUGCAGCAAUUAGAGAAGUGAAGGAAGAGACAGGGAUUCAGACAGAAUUCGUGGAAGUUUUAGCAUUUAGGCAAAGUCACCAGGCAUUCUUUAGCAAAUCAGAUUUGUUCUUUGUUUGCUUGUUAAAACCUCAUUCCUUUGACAUCCAGAAGCGGGAUUCAGAGGUUGCGGAAGCCCAGUGGAUGCCAGUUGAAGAAUAUGCAGCUCAACCCUUUAACCAAAAAAAUGAAAUGUUCAAUCUCAUUGCCAAAGUCUGCUUGGCAAAGUUGGACACAGGCUAUGUCGGUUUUUCUGCAGUGCCUGCAACCUCAACUUCUGGCAAAAGAAAUUAUAUGUACUGCAACAACCUCUAUAUGGGCUUCAAAACUUCUUCUACUAACAAUCAGCCAUGAAACGUUGAUUCUCUACAAAUAACUCCAUAGCAUAGUAGCAAAAGCUGCAAAGUUUUAGGACCUUUAUAGCAGAACCCCAUUAAGGGCUGAUCCAUGGCCAUAGUGGGAAAAAGGCUUAAUGCUUUUCUUUCCGUUUUCCAUUUUCAUUCUAUUUGUCUUUUCGAAAAAAUAACAUGCCAAUAUAGGUUCCUGUUUAUUCAUACAAUGUAUUGCUGUGUGGAAAACGUUAUCAAAUAUCCUCUCCUUGUAUACUGGAGCCUCUAUAAAGAUUGUCAUUGAAGGUUUCUGUUUGUC
Messenger RNA from Ziziphus jujuba (common jujube), 1290 nucleotides. Its product is annotated as nudix hydrolase 2. The coding region runs from base 169 to 996 and encodes 275 amino acids. The transcript is spliced from 8 exons. Lineage: Eukaryota; Viridiplantae; Streptophyta; Magnoliopsida; Rosales; Rhamnaceae. The record is from RefSeq and is a predicted model, not a curated record. Gene Ontology annotation, molecular function: NADH pyrophosphatase activity; NAD binding; ADP-ribose diphosphatase activity.